Messenger RNA from Aplosporella prunicola CBS 121167, 1359 nucleotides. RefSeq lists its product as uncharacterized. Bases 1 to 1359 code for a protein of 452 amino acids. NCBI's taxonomy places the organism in Eukaryota, Fungi, Ascomycota, Dothideomycetes, Botryosphaeriales, Aplosporellaceae. The record is from RefSeq and is a predicted model, not a curated record. The transcript is spliced from 5 exons. Gene Ontology annotation, biological process: oxalate metabolic process.
AUGUCUUACGUUGCAUUGCUCUGCCUAGCUGCACUGGGCGCUGUGCACGCUGCCCCAGCCAGCAACCCAGGUCUUCGUGGCUCGCCAGCGCUGCAAGGCUACAACCCGACGAACAUUCUGACUACCGAAAACACGGACGACAUUGACUACAAGCUAGCACCGGGCCAGAAAGACGACGCCAACAUUGGGCAAAGUCUCGACUUUUCCAACAUCGAACACCCACAGCCCAUCCGCGGCACCAAGGGCGGAACUGACCCGGGACCUCGCAACGAGGUGCUCGACCGGCUGUUCAGCAACAAGCUUGCGCCGCCUGGGACGGACCACGGCCAAACCAUCAAUGCGCAAUGGAGCAUGGGGCAGAGCCAUGCGAAGCUCGGCAAAGACGGCGCGGGCUGGUCACGGCAGGAGAACACAGUCGUGAUGCCGGACGCCACGGCCAUGGCGGGCGUCGACAUGCGGCUCGAGCCCGGCGGCUACCGCGAGCUCCACUGGCACGUGGCCGGGGAAUGGGCGCUCAUGCUCAACGGCACCGUGCGCAUCCAGGCGGUGCAAGAAGAUGGCAAGACUUUCGUCGACGAUGUGAGCAAGGGCGAUGUUUGGUUCUUCCCUCCUGGCAUUCCGCAUUCGAUUCAGGCUCUUGGUGGCGGUGCGGAGUUCAUGCUCGUCUUUGAUGAUGGCAGCUUCUCUGAAGAUAAUACUUUCCUUGCCACUGAAAUGUUCGCCCAUAACCCGAAAGAAGUUCUCGCAAAAGACCUAGGCGUGGAUAUUUCCGCAUUCGACGACAUCCCAGAAGGCGAGCUCUUCAUCUUCCCUGGCACAGCCGCACCCAAAGACAUCGAAAAGCAAAACGUAACCGGGACCGCGGGGGCGCUCAGUGGCGCAACGGCGUACAGCUACCACUGGUCCGAGCAAGAACCGCACCUAGUGGCCGGGGGCAGCGUCAAGAUCGUCGAUCCGGUGACGUUCCCCGUGGCGCCCAACUUCUCCGCCGCCCUCGUCACCAUCAAGCCCGGCGCAAUGCGCGAGAUCCACUGGCACCCGUCCAGCGACGAGUGGUCAUUUUUCCUGGCGGGCAAGGCGCGCGCGACGCUGCUCACGCCGCCGAAGACGGCUACCACGUUCGACUACGCCGCUGGAGACGUCGGCUAUUUCCCCAAGUCCAACUCGCACUACAUUGAGAAUGUGGGCGACGAGGACGUCGUCCUGCUCGAGGUGCUCCAGGCUGACCACUUCUCUGACAUGUCACUAGGGCAGUGGCUGGGCCUCACGCCCUCGCAGGUCGUCAUCGACACGCUGAAACUGAGCAACGAGACCGUCGCCAAGUUCCCCAAGGAGAAGCCCGUCGUCGUAGCCGGCUAA